GAUUCGACAACAAAGGGUCCAACAUGCACAUGCGCGCGUAAUGAUUCCUCCGCGGAACGAUGCCUGUUUAUACUAUAUUUAUUCUUUGUCCCCGUCUUUAAAUUUGUACUUACACCAGCACAGCAUAUCACUGCAUUCGGAUAUAUCUCUCGACCCAUCAAGAGCAGGCUCGGCAAUCUACCAUGUCCAAAGUAUUUUCUCAGAGUGAUGUUGCAUCGCAUAACAAGGCUGAUGACAUUUGGAUUAUUAUUAACAACGACGUCUUUGACGUGACAAAAUUCCAAGACACGCAUCCAGGCGGUAAAAAGGUCAUGCAAACUGUUAGUGGCAAAGAUGCCACAAAGAAAUUCCAGAAGUAUCACAGAGAUGCAAUCUUGAAUAAGCACAGGGAAGAACUACAGAUCGGUAGCCUUGAAGUUGUUGAGACGAAACCCAAAUCUUCGUCCUUAUUCUCAUUUUUGAAGAAGAGCUAGCUACAUGCUACGGCAGAAGCACCACAGCCAGUAUAAACGUGCUGGACGGUUUCAACUUGUGUCAGGCCUUUGCAGGAGUUUAUCUUCGGGAUCACUGUGCUCUUUUCUCAGUACCACUUCCUACAGAGGCUCAUCAACGGAUGAUGAAUAGCUGCCUGCCUUGUUUCACCGGCGAAGAGGUCAUGACUGUUGCCUGCAAUCUUGGAUCCUGGACUAAGUUCUGCGUUUGAGGGUGAACAUGCUUUGCUGCACAGUGAGGCCAGAUAGUUUCUAGAGCCAGUUGCGCCAGCAGCUCUGAUCUCUUGUGUGAAUCGAGGAGUUGUGCGUGGAAUGUGGGCUGCUGAAGGUGAACACG
This is a messenger RNA of Pseudogymnoascus verrucosus, 828 nucleotides long. RefSeq lists its product as uncharacterized. The transcript is spliced from 2 exons. Gene Ontology annotation, molecular function: heme binding. The record is from RefSeq and is a predicted model, not a curated record. Gene Ontology annotation, cellular component: membrane; intracellular membrane-bounded organelle. The coding region runs from base 183 to 473 and encodes 96 amino acids. NCBI's taxonomy places the organism in Eukaryota, Fungi, Ascomycota, Leotiomycetes, Thelebolales, Thelebolaceae.